Molecule: messenger RNA, 966 nt
Organism: Candidula unifasciata
Lineage: Eukaryota; Metazoa; Mollusca; Gastropoda; Stylommatophora; Geomitridae
Source: the annotation of a GenBank genome assembly
AUGGACUCGGAAAUGUCGUUGUGCUACAACAAGGGAUGUGGGCAGAAGUUCCGAUUCGAAGAUAAUUCACAAACUGCGUGUGUCUACCAUCCUGGAGGCCCCAUAUUCCAUGAUGCUCUUAAAGGCUGGUCCUGCUGUAAGAAAAGAGUCUCUGACUUCACAGAGUUUCUCAAUAUCAAAGGCUGCACUGUCGGUUACCACAGCAACAUCAAACCACCAGAAGCGGAGAAGCAGGAGCCAACUAAACCAUCCAGUAAGGAGCCACUGUACCAGCUGCAGGUGGAGCCUAAACACAGACAGCCUGUGGCGCAGCCCAAGGCCCGGCCCUCAGAAGAUGAACCAAUCAUUGACCUGAAGACAGUUGUUGGGGCAUCACUGAGGACUCACCUGGAACAGUUGAACCUGAACACAACAGAGGAAGUUGAAGGAGUCGAUGAUGGGAAGGUUAAGAUUGGGACUGCUUGUAACAACAAGGGAUGUAAAACGGCUUACGAGGGAGAGCACAGCAACUCGGAUGUUUGUGUACAUCACCCUGGUGUCCCCGUCUUCCAUGAGGGCAUGAAGUACUGGACAUGUUGCCAGCGCAAGACGACAGACUUUGAUGCAUUUUUAAACCAAGAGGGCUGUGAGACUGGUAGCCAUGUCUGGCAUAAAGCUAAGACUGCUGAGGAGAAGCAGGUCCGCAUGGACUGGCACCAGACACCUACGACUGUGUGUAUCUCCAUCUUUGCUAAACACCCCCUGCCUGGUAAAUCUCACGUCAGAGCCAACCAGGUUAAAUGUGAGGUCAGUUUGACGUAUGAGAAUGGCAACAGCGUGUACCAGAAAACAUUUAUAUUAAGGGAGGCCAUUGAUCCUGCCCUGAGUGAGGUCAAGCUGCUGGCUACCAAGGUGGAGAUCAAUCUCAAGAAAGCUGAGUCAUUUUCCUGGAGCACACUAGAGUUUCCCGCUAGUAGCUCAUCCUAA